Messenger RNA from Neocloeon triangulifer, 1179 nucleotides. RefSeq names its product MIP18 family protein galla-2 (gene galla-2). Lineage: Eukaryota; Metazoa; Arthropoda; Insecta; Ephemeroptera; Baetidae. Gene Ontology annotation, biological process: iron-sulfur cluster assembly. The transcript has 5 exons. The record is from RefSeq and is a predicted model, not a curated record. The coding region runs from base 178 to 750 and encodes 190 amino acids.
GAUUCAAGCCGGACCCACAAGGACCCUUCUUGGACCCUUCUUGCAAGGGACCAUUCCGCCGGAAACAGGGCCAGAAACCAGAGUAUGUCAAAAACACGAAGCACGAGAUUGGAUGAUCAAUCAAGAUUUUGAUUUCUUUUUCUAGAUUUUCGUUAAGAGAUCCACCCGAACUAAAAAAUGAGUUGCGCCUGUUCUGGAAUGAGCACAGAUAGUGCGGAUGGAAUUUCUCGUGGUUGCUGUCAAGACAUUCAACCUGUCACUGCGCCAAAAGCAGGAUGUUGCAAAGAAACUAAAGAAAAAUAUGAUUCAAAAGAUAUUUAUGAACUUAUUCGAAAUAUUAUGGAUCCCGAACAUCCCCUCACUCUUGAAGCAUUGAAUGUAGUUAACGAGACAGAUGUGAAGGUUCUUGAAGGCCGAGAAGUUUUUAUUUUGUUCACACCAACCAUUCCACACUGUAGCAUGGCCACAAUGAUUGGUUUGGCAAUUCGAGUCAGACUUUUAAGGGCCUUACCUCCUACCUAUAAGGUGACUGUAAGAAUUUCUCCCGGAACUCAUGUGUCGGAGCACCCAAUCAACAAGCAACUCGCAGACAAGGAAAGAGUGGCAGCUGCCAUGGAAAACCGAAACCUUCUAGAAGUCAUCGAGCAAUGCCUCAACUUUGAUGAAGACAGUGAAGCGCACUAUGACAAACCAGCAACCUGUGGAAACCCGGAUGGAAUAUCUGGAACAGCUGCUGCUUCGUCCAGCUGAAUGUCAGAGUGUGCUUGGCAGUACUGUAAGAUUCGGAUUGUAAACUAUCGAUGAAAAGGGCUAUAUAAAUUUAAGUCUAUAAAAAAUUUUUUCAUCAAAGUUUUCUAACAAAUGUUUAGUUUGAAUUUUACUUAGAGCAAAUUAUUGAAUCAGUCAAAUUAUGCAAAAGGACCGGUCUUAGUUUUGAAAUAAUUUGUCUCGCUUCUAGGCAGCCACUAUGUUUCACUGCCUGGUAGGUUCGUAUCUGUAUGUUUCAGGGUCGGAUCUUCUCCAUACAGUUGCGACACUACUCAUUGAAUCUAUCAUAAAGAGUUUCCAAAGCCCUUCUGUUGUGCGCAAGAAUUUUAGCGGUAAAAAAAGCAAAUUGCAUUGUAAAUUAAUUAGUGACGAUUUUGAAAAAUAUUAAAAAUUCCAUGUGUAUAACAACAA